GCUUCUUCUCUUCCUACACAUUAAACCCUAAUUUUGAUAUCCUAUCAUUCUGGCCGUUUCACUUAGUUUCGCAAAGAAGAUAACGAUCGUUCAUCCUCGAAAACCCUAAUCGCAUCCGCAAUCAUCAAGCAUGGUAUUUAGGCUUGCAAAGCCAGAGGAUCUGAUCCCAGGUUCCAUUUCAAGGUAUUUUGAUAUUUUAUCCUUUAAAUCUGAUCAAUUCUUGGACAAAAACAAAGAUUAUAUUGUUCCUGAACAUCAAGAUUUGUUGAGUGCUUCCAAGUGCUUUUGUGUAGCAGGGCUUUUUCAUCCACCACGUGAGGAUGGAACCAAGUCAUCAAAGUUCUCAUCAAUCGGUACUCGCUUUAAACUACAACUUCAACAAUUGAUGGAGACUCUGAAUUCCAAACAACCUCACUAUAUUAGAUGUGUGAAGCCAAAUAAUCUUCUUAAACCUGCCAUUUUUGAGAAUGUUAAUGUCAUUCAUCAACUACGUUGUGGGGGGGUUCUAGAAGCUAUUCGUAUCAGCUGUGCUGGAUACCCUACGAACAAGAGUUUCACUGAUUUUGUUAAUCGAUUUGGUCUUCUGGUUCCAGAGGUUUUGCGUACCAAUCAUGAUAAAAAGGAUGCAUGUCAAAAGAUUCUGAACAAUGUUGGAAUCCCAGGAUAUCAGAUUGGAAAAGCAAAAGUUUUUCUUAGAGCUGGUCACAUGGCUGCAUUAGAUACACGUAGAGCAGAAAGGCUUGACAUUGCAAUCGUUUAUAUUCAAAGAACAACAAGAAGUUACCUCAUUAGAAAGCGUUUUCUUGCUAUGGCGAAUCUUGCGGUUGCCCUGCAAACUUUAUGCAGAGGAAAGCUUGCUUCUAAGAUGUACGAUGAUAUGAAAAAGAGAAGCGUCUCACUUAAGAUCCAAACUAAUUUUCGGCGAUACACAUUGAGGUCAUCCUACAUCAGACUCCAGCAUGCGGUUGUGCUCAUAUAGGCAGGUUUGUGAUGGGGAAGAAGGUGUCUGUAGGAGCCGCAGUGAUCGGUGGCGCUGCGGUAUGCGCUGCCGCAGCGUUUAUCGUAUGCUGCCGUAUGCAGCAAAACUCGAAUCCUGUUUCGGGUGGGAAUCGUGAUGCUUUGUUGGAUAAACCACUAAAAAGAGAAGUUGAGAAGAUUAAGGUGUGUGAGUGGAACAAAUGAACUCUCUCAUUCCAUAGUCAAGCAAUAUGCAAGCAAGAGAGCUCGGCUUCCCAAAAGGGUGUCAGCAAAGAGGGUGGGCGAGUUCGGUCAGGUAAUGGGUCAAAUAAAGUUUUAACAAUUACAUCUGUGAAUCCAUAUACAAAUGACAAAAUUGAGGGGUCGGGUAUUCGUGAUGAUUACUAUGUUGAAUGAAUAAAAUUCAAAAUUGAUUUGUUGGUUAUAACAGUUCUUGGCUUCAAAUCUGUAAAUUGGGUCAACGACAUUUUCUAACAGAGGAGUUGUGGUGAUUAUAUGUUGGUCAUGUGUUGUAUUUUAUUUAAUAUGUUGGUCAUCACCACCCGUCAAAAUGAAGUUGACGAUGUUCAACUCGAGGACAGUGACGAUGGUGAGAUAAAGGGCAAGCAUUCUUCGUAUCGGUAAGUUUUGCAAUGAUUUAUGAAUUUUGAUUUGUUAUACGCGAAUUGAACUGUUGAAGUUGGAUUGCAUUCUUGAAAGUAAUAGACUAAUUGCAACAACUUUGAUGCUAUAGAAAAUUGAAGAACAUGUUACAUAUUGUUUUUCAUAUUUUUAAUGUAUAUACCUGGGCUAAACCAUGUCUCUUUACUGGCUGUUGAUAUUUGAUAGUUUAGAUGGAUCAUACUGGAUGAAUUUCGGCACUUACGACAACAGUUUGCUUCCUCCGUAUGGGCGUCAUCCUGUAUGGUUGCUGCAUCAUUCAAAGUGUUACUUAACACACAUAUAGUCUUAUAUAUUUCUUGGGAAAUUUUCUUCAUUUUUUAUAAUUGGUUUCUCAUUUAAUUAAGUUGUUGAUGUUAUACGAUACAUCAGUUUAUAAUAAUUAAAACCUGCUCUUUCUACCGAUGUAUUUGCAGGAAUAAACAAGUAUGGAGCAUGACUGUCCUCCUGCUAAAAGGAGACAUAUAUCGCACGAAAAUAAUACGGACCGUUCUGAAUCCAACGAUGACAAGAUUACAGAAAAAGUUCUGAAUACAUAAGUGGUGGUCAAACAGGGUUGUGCGGUUAAUGAGGGGAAAGAAAGUAUAGAGCAUGACUCUCCUCCUGCUAAAAGGAGACAUAUAUCGCUGGAAAAUGAUGACGAAACUUCUGAAUCGAACAAAGACUUAGAUACAGUAGAAGUUUCAAAUACAGAAGUGGCGGUCAAAGAAGAUAACAAGUGCAAGAAAGUUUAACAAAGGAUACUCGAAUUGACGAUAUUGACAUUCAGCAAGAAAAUAACAAGUGCAAGAAUGAGACUGUGAUGGAAGAAUCACAAUUAGAUGCACCGAAAGCAGUAUUAAAGCCCAGAGGUCGCAAUCAUGGAUUAACUGGGCAGAAAAGGCAGGAUAGACCAAAGAAGCUUUUGAGUUAUUUGCAUCAAUGGAUAUCGACGAGAAUAUGCGAGCCGUACUGAUUGACUGGCUCAUUUAAGUAACUUCAGCUGGAAAUCUUGCUGUUGUGCUCCAGGGGUAUCUUCGUCAUUUCAGGUUAGGUAAUGAGUUAUAUGUGUGUGCAGCGAGAUGUUUGGGGUUUCUCAGCCUUUGUUACAUCCACAGUGGUUGCUGCAAGAUUCUCGCCCUGCUCAUUAUUCAUAUAGGCGUUCUGUUUGGUCAUCCGGGGUUGCUGGGUGGAUUUCGGGUUUACUGCUGGGACAUACGGGGCUGUGAGGAGACCUAUAUUGGGCGGCUGGGCUGGGAUUUUAAUUAUUUGUUGAAGGCCCGGGCUUGGUCGAAGUUAUGUUUGUUUUGUGCUAUUGAGAUGGAGCCCACUUUAAGCUUUAUGGCCCAGAUGAAUUACAAAAUUUUGAUGCACGAGGCCCGUUUUGUUGUGCCAUCAGGGGCUGUCUGGCUAUGGCCGGGCUGAUGAUUGUCAAGAUGAACACCCACCGCUGGGUUUGCAAAAUGGUGUUCAAGACUCAGAUGCAUGAUGGUGUUGAGAAGCCGUGCAAUAUGGCAACAAUCAUUAACUCAAGGUGGGUUGGUAGUAAGUGGGCUCGCCAUUUCAAUGCUCAAAAGGGUAACACGUACAAACCUACUCCGGUGAAGAAUUAUGACUCUACAUACAAAAUGUGGUAUAAUUUAUCGGGAUGGGAGUGGCUGAAACUCAAGUGUAAUUGGAGCACCCGUGACACUAAAGUUCUUUAUAGGCUCGGUAUGACGUGUAAUAUUUGGAAGGCGAUUAGUUGUAGUUGUGGGAAAGAUCUCCCGGGUAGGGCUAGAUUUUUUGUGUUUCCUAGAGUUGGUUGUGUGGUUUCGUAUUUUUGGUCCCCAAAGUAUGUUUUGGGGACGCUACGGGGGAAUCCCCUUGAUCAUGUAAUUUUUUCGUUGGGUUUUAUAUAGUUUACCGGGCGAUGCCCUUUAUCCAAAAAAAAAAAAAAAUACGGUUGUUAGCAGUAGAUGGAAGUUGGUUAGGAGCAUGGGGUUAGAAAAGCUGUUGUGAGAUGUCAUUGUUUUUAAGAAAAGGCUUAGGGUAUAAAUUCGUUUUAUGCUAUGUGGUGGUGCUCUUUUAACUGCUGAUA
Helianthus annuus (common sunflower) is the source of this 3697-nucleotide messenger RNA. Its product is annotated as myosin-9. The record is from RefSeq and is a predicted model, not a curated record. Gene Ontology annotation, molecular function: actin filament binding; ATP binding; microfilament motor activity. Lineage: Eukaryota; Viridiplantae; Streptophyta; Magnoliopsida; Asterales; Asteraceae. The transcript has 10 exons. Gene Ontology annotation, biological process: actin filament organization; vesicle transport along actin filament. Gene Ontology annotation, cellular component: vesicle; actin cytoskeleton; myosin complex. Bases 131 to 979 code for a protein of 282 amino acids.